Oppia nitens is the source of this 3651-nucleotide messenger RNA. Its product is annotated as multidrug resistance-associated protein 1-like. Gene Ontology annotation, biological process: transmembrane transport. The record is from RefSeq and is a predicted model, not a curated record. Gene Ontology annotation, cellular component: membrane. Gene Ontology annotation, molecular function: ABC-type transporter activity; ATP hydrolysis activity; ATP binding. NCBI's taxonomy places the organism in Eukaryota, Metazoa, Arthropoda, Arachnida, Sarcoptiformes, Oppiidae. The transcript has 10 exons. The coding region runs from base 1 to 3651 and encodes 1216 amino acids.
AUGAUCGACACAUUGAUUACAUGGAUACCCUGUAUAUUUAUAUUGCUAUACAUACCAUACCUAUGUUGGCAAUGCUGUAAUUCUUGUAGAAAUAUUAUUCAAUGGAACUGUUAUAAUACCAGUCGGUUAGCUAUAGUCCUAGUGAGCACAUGUAUUGCCCUAUCGGAGCUCAUAUUAAGUUUGUGCCGCAAAUAUCAAUGGGAUGACAGUCCCACCAUUGCUUACAUACUGUCCACUGCUGUUACAACCGUCAGCCGACUUAUAAUAUGUCUGAUAUUUUAUUAUCAACGUCUCUACGGUAUUGUAAGCAGCGGUGGUUUGAUUUGGCUGUACUUACUAUUGGACACUAUUUUAGGCGCUCUAUCGGUGGCCACGUUUGCCACACAAAAUAUACUAAAAAACUAUGAAUUCAUCUUAUAUUGUGUUAAUUAUAUGUUAACUGUAAUCCUAUUUAUUUAUUGUUUAUUUGCCGAUCGGUUACCCGAUAAAAGUGUCUGUAAAGACAAUGUUGGUGUUGUUGGUGUCGACACCAAACACGACUUGUGUCCCAAAGAUAAGACAUCGUUUCCUUUGAAAGUCACCUAUCAAUGGCUGAACAGUCUAUUGUUGAAGGGCUGGAAAAAGACACUUAUAUUUGACGAUCUGUGGGCUCUGAGACCUAUUGACACCACUUUUGUAAACUUUAAACUAUUUAGCAAACAUUGGCUUCAAUUAGAUACUACAGUAUUUGAUAGUAAUAGUAAUGAUAUUAGGUUUAAAAGUAUUUACGAUAAAAAUCCAAACUUAGCUUUACGUGUGCGAUCGUGUCUAAUAUCGGCCAUAUAUCGCAAAUCAUUGGUACUGAGCAACGGUGCCAAACGGCAAACACCUAACGGAGAAAUUAUUAAUCUGAUGGCCAUUGAUUGCCAACGAAUUAAUGAUAAUCUUCAUGCCAUUGUAGCACUGAUAACCGCUCCCAUUCAGAUUGCCUUAACAUUGUAUUUACUAUACGUACAAUUGGGUGUCACAGCGUUUAUCGUUGUACGCCUGGGAGGAGGCGUUUAUGAUUUGGAUAAACAAAAUCCGCCGAAAAGAGUUACUAAAAAUACAAUCAAUUGGUUAUCUAAUGGUUGUAUUUACAUCCCUAUCAUUGGCCAGUCCACUGGUUGUCCAAUAAUUGUAUCGUUUAAACGUAUUGAACGAUUCUUAAAUUGCAAUGAACACCGAAAUUAUGUUAGAAAAAACAAUACAAUGUUAAACAAUACAACAGUUAUUAAUGUAGAAAAUGCAACAUUUUCGUGGGAUAAUACUAAUACUACUAACUGUGCAAUCGGUAAUACAAAACCCAUAUUAAAUAAAAUUAAUUUGACUGUCGAGGACGGCAUAUUUGUGGCCAUUGUCGGCAAUGUUGGCUCCGGCAAGAGUUCAUUGAUAUCGGCCCUAUUCGGCGAUAUGGAUCUAAUUGAUGGUACCGUCAAUAUUAGACCAGAUAUAAGCAUAGCAUACGUUCCCCAACAGUCGUGGAUUCAGAAUACGACACUCAAACAGAAUAUUCUGUUCGGGAAACAGUUGAAUACUAAACUUUAUAAUAGAGUUAUAGAUAACUGUGCGCUCAAACAGGAUUUACAACAGUUGCCCGGUGCCGAUGAAACAGAGAUCGGCGAAAAGGGUAUUAAUUUGAGUGGAGGUCAAAAACAAAGAGUAAGUUUGGCCCGAGCCGUAUAUUCCGGUGCCGAUCUAUACUUAUUAGACGACCCGUUAUCAGCAGUGGACAGUCAUGUGGGUAAACACAUUGUAGAUCAAGUACUCGAUUCGCGAACUGGUAUUUUGCGGCACAAAACCCGAAUUUUGGUAACAAAUCAACUAUUUAUGUUACCCGAUGUCGACCGCAUAGUUGUUAUCAAAGACGGAUCAAUCACUUCUAUUGGGACUUACGAUGAAUUGCUAGCAAAUAAUAAAUAUUUUUCCGAUUUAAUCUAUAUUAAUUAUGCUAAAUAUAUGGGACUCUAUACGCUGGGCAUCAUAAUUGCUAGUAUUAUAUCUAAUGUACUCAUGUAUGGCUCCAGUUUUUGGCUGUCCCUAUGGAGCAGUCAUAUUGAUACCGACACCAACUUUUAUUAUCUGUCCAUUUUCGGUGCCAUUAUAUUGGGUACGACAAUAUUUUUGGCAAUUACCAAAUUGCUGAUGGUCAACGGGUGCCUCAGGGCAUCGGGUAUUUUACAUAAAACACUGUUAAAGUGCGUAAUGCACGCGCCUAUGGGCUACUUUGAUACGACACCAGUGGGCCGUUUGAUGAACCGAUUUGGCAAUGAUAUUGAUGUUUUAGAUUCAGGCCUACCGAUGACAAUCAACAUCUUAUCUGAUAAUGUAUUGCAAAUUAUUGGCACAAUUAUUAUCGUAUCGAUACAGACACCAUUGUUUUUAAUACCGGUAGCAUUGGUACCAGUUUUCUAUUAUAUAAUACAGAUUAUUUAUAUUAAAACUUCACGACAACUAAAAAGAUUAGAGUCGUUAACCCGAUCGCCAAUAUAUUCAAAUUUUAGCGAAACACUGAACGGUGUGUCCAGUAUUAGAGCCUACGGCUACGGCCAACAGUUUAUCGAUGUCUUUGAUAGUCGAGUGGACAGCAAUCAGAUGUGUCUCUUUCCAAACAUUAUUGCCUACAGUUGGCUACAGAUAUGGUUGACAACACUAAGCAAUUUUCUGAUACUAUUUGCCGCACUGUUUGCCAUCCUAUCGAAAGGACGGCUUACCGGCGGCCAAAUAGGACUAUCCCUGUCGUAUGCUAUAACAAUGACAGCCAAUUUUGGUGAAUUGAUUAGAGCUUUUGCACAGUUAGAAAACAAUAUGGUUUCGGUUGAAAGGAUCAAUGAGUACUGUUGUUUAGAAUCGGAAGCCAAUUGGCAGUCAAACGAAAAAUUGUCCGAAAAUUGGCCAGAAAAAGGAAAAAUGCAUUUCGAUGGAUACGGUACUCGAUAUCGGGAAGGAUUAGAUUUAGUGCUCAAUAAUAUUGAACUCAAUAUAAAUUCCGGUGAAAAGAUAGGAAUAGUUGGCCGAACCGGUGCCGGAAAGUCGUCACUAACUUUGGCACUGUUUCGGCUCAUUGAGCCAGCAAUGGGUCGCAUUGUUAUUGAUGGCAUAGAUAUCAGUAAACUCGGUCUCCAUGAGUUGAGAUCACGGUUGACAAUCAUACCACAAGAACCGAUACUCUUUUCGGGAACCAUUCGCUCUAAUUUGGAUCCGUUCGACAAGUUUUCUGAUGAAGAAUUGUGGACAGUAUUAGAACACUCACAUCUCAAAGGGUUUGUUAUGUCGAGCAGAUCGGGACUCGACUAUUCAAUAGCCGAAUCGGGUGAUAACCUAAGUGUUGGUCAGCGACAACUUAUAUGUCUGGCUCGGGCUCUGCUCCGCAACACUCGCGUCCUUAUCCUCGAUGAGGCCACGGCUGCCGUCGAUGUCGAAACUGAUGCACUUAUACAGCAAACCAUUAAACAAGAGUUCAAGUCCUGUACUAUCUUAACAAUUGCUCACCGAAUCAAUACAAUUAUGGAUUAUAAUCGUGUGUUAGUACUAAACAAUGGACGGGUAGCCGAGUUUGCCGAACCCGAUGCUCUACUCAAUGAUCGGACAACAAUUUUCUACUCAUUGGCCAGAGAUGCCGGUGUUAUAUAA